Messenger RNA from Rhizophagus irregularis DAOM 181602=DAOM 197198, 765 nucleotides. RefSeq lists its product as uncharacterized. Gene Ontology annotation, cellular component: cytoplasm. The record is from RefSeq and is a predicted model, not a curated record. Gene Ontology annotation, biological process: protein phosphorylation; signal transduction. Gene Ontology annotation, molecular function: protein kinase activity; ATP binding; protein binding. NCBI's taxonomy places the organism in Eukaryota, Fungi, Glomeromycota, Glomeromycetes, Glomerales, Glomeraceae.
UAGAGGUGAAAGAUACACUAAAGCUAGUGAAAUAUAUAGUUUCGCAAUGGUCUUGUGGGAAAUUCAACAUCAUGAGUUACCUUAUAACAAACUUACUUCUGAGGAAAUUUCCGAAAAAAUUCUUAAAGGUGAAUAUCCUCCACAAAAACCUGUACACGGAACUCCUGUAGAAUUCCAAAAUAUUAUCGAAAGAGCAUGGGCUCAUGAUCCAGAAGAACGUUCCAACAUGGAGAAAUUGUAUAACAGACUUGACAUAUUAGAUUCCAGAAAUUUACUAAACCAAAAUGUUGAGUUGAUUAGUUAUAACAAAGAGGAAGAAUCUAUUGAUGACAAUUCAACAGAAGGUUUAGAGUCCCCAAAAAUUAUUGGAAAAAUACCAGACAUUGCAAGGGGAAUUAAAUACCAUCAAAAUAAGCAAUAUAAGAGGGCAUGGAAAAUAUUUGAGGAAUAUGAAAGUAAAUCGAAUGAUAUUGAUGGAAAAUAUUGGGUAGGAUAUUAUUAUCUUAAAGGGUGGCAUGAAGGUACAAAGGGCACACCAAAUUCAAGAGCUAGUGUGUCUUUUUUGAAGUUAGCAGCUGAAUCCGGACAUGCAGAUGCACAAUAUUAUUAUGCUUUAGCGAUAAUAAAUUAUGGUACGGCAGCAAAAGAACAUCGUGACAAAGAUAGAACUAAAAUUGCGCUUGAUUAUUUAAAAAGUUCAGCGAAACAAGACCAUCCCGAUGCUUUAAAAAUGCUUGGAGGGAUAAUUAAUAAAGGGCAAUAUCC